AUGUUGAAUUAUAAUGGAAAUAUAAAUAUUGAAUCGAAUAGAUCUAUUCUUGAACAUUUGGCAAAUGAAAUGAUAUAUGAAAUAUUUGAAUUUCUUGAUUAUUAUGAUGUUUAUAAUGGUUUUUGUUCUCUUAAUCAACGAUUUCAAUAUUUAGUUCUUUAUUCAAGUGUUCCAAUUACAAUAAAUACACCAGCUGUAUCAAAAUCAAAAUUUCAAGAUUAUCAUAGAAAUAUAGUUAUUCCAAAUAAACAUCGAAUUAAUAUAUUUUCUUUAUCAAAUCCAUUUGCUGUUGAUAUUGUCUUAUCACCACCUCGUAUUAUUUUAGAUUUUGUUUGUCUUGAAACAUUAAUUCUUGAUAAUAUCAGUAUGGAAAAUCUCAAGAAAAUUUUCUAUGAAUUAAUGUUCUUACCAAAUUUACAUUCAUUAGUACUUAAUCUUGCUGAAUAUGUACAAAAUUUAAAUGAUAUUUUUUCUAAUAUAUUUUGUUUACCAAAAUUAAAAUAUGGCAAAAUUACAUAUCGAAUCAGAAUCGAUCAGGAUUUAUCAGGUGUUUAUUUUAGUAGAUUUCAUUGUAGUCCAAUUGAAACUCUUAUUAUUAAUGGUCCUUUUCCAAAUGAUUCAUUAAAUAAUUUAUUAUAUCACUUUCCAAAACUUCAUCAUUUAUCAAUUAAUUACCUUACUGCUUCUCGUGUCGAAAAUAGUGAAACACAUGCUACUUCAUUAUUAAAACAUUUAAAAUAUGUUUCACUUAAACUUUAUUUAAUUGCAUUUAAUAAAUUCGAACAAAUUGUACAAACAUUUUUUGGUGAUAUUGAAGUUUUACGGAUUUCAACACAAUAUGAUACAGCAUAUUUAGAUGCAAAACGAUGGGAACAUUUAAUAACAUCUUAUAUGCCGAAUUUACGUAUUUUUGAUAUACAUCAUGAUGGUGGUGUACAACGUAAUCAAUUAACUUAUCAUGAUUUAAUUAAUCAAUUCAGAUCAUCCUUUUGGAUUGAACGAGAUUGGUUUUUUGCACAUCAACAUGAUUGGCUUGAACGGUUACAAAGUGGAGUUUUUUAUUCAACUGAACCAUAUAGACGAAAAGAUUUUACAUUUUAUUGGCAAUUACAUAAACAAAUUUGUCAAUCUGCUCAAGAAACAAAUUUAAAUUCAGUUAAACACUUAGGAUUGAUUGACCUGGGUAGUACAAAAGCAAAUAAGAAUCCAGCCAAUUAUUUUCCAAAUGCUACGGAAUUAACAAUUAAACAUUGUCUUGAAAAACUUGAUGAUUCAUUAGUACAAACACUAAAUAGUAUUGUUCCCUUACGUCAACUUACCAAAUUAAUUAUUAAAAAUUUUCAUAUUAAAUUUGAUCAAUUUCUUGAUGUAUUAUAUUUGACACCACAUUUACAUACAUUUAAAAGUGAUUUUUUAUCUCUUGAUAAUAUUGAUCCAAGUGCAAUUAGAGAAACUGAUACUUUUCGACAUGUAUUACAUACAAAUAGAAUUAAAACUUUCGAACUUCGUCAUGAAUGUACAUUAGAAGAUAUUCAAUUGAUUGUUGAUUUAUUUCGUCAAUUGAAUUAUUUAAAUAUUGGAAUGAAAAGCAAAGAAAUUCGACCAAUAAUUAAACAUCAAUUAACUGUAAUGAUUGAAAAAGAAAAUCUACUUGAUGAUUAUUCGAUUAAACUUAAUUAA
Messenger RNA from Rotaria sordida, 1680 nucleotides. The record is from the annotation of a GenBank genome assembly. NCBI's taxonomy places the organism in Eukaryota, Metazoa, Rotifera, Eurotatoria, Philodinida, Philodinidae.